AUUUGAAGUUGUAUUUUUUUUUCUCUUUAAAAAACAAAUUUAUAAUUUUCUUCAUUAGUUGUUUCGCUGGAUUACUUUAAAUAUCAUGUCGUAUUGUUGUUAAUUAUAUUUGUUAGAGAAAAUAGUUAAGAUUAGGAAUAGUGUGUGCUGAGAUCGAGUGAUUUCAAGCUCUUACCAGAAAGGGAGUCAACUUUCACUGGGGUGCCGACCAACAAGCCGCGCGUCAAUACUUCAUAGAUUGCCUUACAAGUUGAACGAUAUUGCCGUACCGUACUCAAUAUGGUCCGUAUUGAGUGCAACCACCGACAGCAGAAGCCUGCGGUUAUGUGGAAGUUACAACUGACUCUCAACAUAACAAAACACAAGACGACGCGAUAUUCUGCCUUGAACUUGCUCAUAGGCGUCGAAGCGGCUACACCGCUCAUACGCAGCUUGAUACGGGAUGUAGCUCUUGAAGGUUCCAGUGGUAAUCGGGAAGCCAUUCGUGAGAUGAGUCGUCAGAGAGCGUUUGAACAUAUAUGUGACAAUCAAGCCCGUCAGGACGCCUACGUUAACAGGAGACGUAAGCCAACUCAAACCUUUGAACUACACUCCUUAGUAUUUGUUCGUAAGCAGGCGCAGUCAACCGGGAAGUUAGACUCGUGUAUGCGAGGACCUUACCGGGUGGUGAAGAUACUUCCACACGGUCGCUAUGAGCUGCAGCUACUGGCUGGCUCGUAUGGCAAGUCGACUCAAGCGGCUGCGGAAUAUAUUGUUCCGUGGCGUGGAGAAUGGACCCCUGAUGUUUGUGCUGCUUUCUUUGAUGACGCAGAUACUGAAGAAGAGGAAUUAACUGCCGGUGUCGACCUGCGUCCCGGUGUUGUACAGCCUGUGGAAGAGAUCGAGCCGCAACAAGGACCCUCAGGAAUACAGAGAUUCUCAGAACUAGCUGCCUCCAUUGUGAACGAAGAAAAUCUCCUGCUCUCCGUCCCAAUCGUGGAAACGGAUCGUGACAGUUGAAAAUAAAGAAGCCCGGGGACGGUCUUCUGUCAGGAAAGGCCGUGUAGGAAUAUAGGAGGGCAGUAGUGGGAGGAAGUGUAUUUAAAGGAGGGUGGACGGUAGACAGGUCUCUUUUUGCUAUCGUGUGUUCGGUCGAUUGGUGUCAUACUGUGUUAUUUUUGUAAUCCAUUGCGAUUAAGUUUGUUAGUGUCGUGUUGCUAGGGUUAGUUUUGAAUUAAAUUAGGAGAAUUGUUGUUACAUAAAUUCAUUAGUAAAAAUUGUCGAAUAGUUUGUGAUUUUGUAAAAUUGAUU
Messenger RNA from Nymphalis io (European peacock), 1290 nucleotides. RefSeq lists its product as uncharacterized. Bases 280 to 999 code for a protein of 239 amino acids. NCBI's taxonomy places the organism in Eukaryota, Metazoa, Arthropoda, Insecta, Lepidoptera, Nymphalidae. The transcript is spliced from 3 exons. The record is from RefSeq and is a predicted model, not a curated record.